CCCCCACGCCACACACCUCGCAGCCAACUCCCAGCUCGCUUUCCUCCAACAAACCGCUCUGCCGCCAUCGACCCCAUCCCUAGCCAUGGUCAAGAUUUGCGAGGACGAGCAGGCCAUGAGCCUUCUCCGCCUCCGCUGACGUCACCUCCGUCGACGGCCUCCAGGCUACGACCACAUCGCACGACCUCAGGGCCCGCUGGCCGCCGGCGCCGCCGAGCGAGGUGAGAGCGCGGCGGGGUGUGCUGCCUCUGGGCUAGGCGAGGCCAUGGCGGGGUGAGGCCAGCUGGUGCGAAGGAUCUCGCGAAUGACAAGCGAGAGCCGGAGGGCCCCUCGCCGGAGGUUGAUGAUGAGCCGCCAUGAUCGGCGACAGUGAAGCAGGAGGCAAAGUGGCGCUGGGGUCAGAGGGGUCCCGCCCAUUCACCGUGCCAGAGCUCCAUGGUGAGCUCAAGGAGGACGGCGAGACGGUAGCCGGUAGCAGCAGCGCAGGGUCCCCUAAUGUCGAUGGCUCGUCCUACAGGAAGAUCGAAUUGAGAAACUUGGGUACAAAAUGGCUGAUACUUUAUGGUAUUCUGAUUGAGGAACUAAUGGGCAUCCAAAGGGUGUAGACAUAAGCCAUACUUUCAUCAUUCAGUCCCUUGCAAAAAUUGCCAUGAAAAUAGCCACAAUGAUGAUGGUAUAUGAUAUCAGGAUCCAAGUACUCUUGUAUUACAGUUCCCCCUAUGAAAGUUUUACCUACACAUGGCACCCCUGUGCCUUAUCGGAGGGAUCUCUUCAUACAUGGCUAUCUUGAUGGCCGGAGGUUGCCAUGUCCUGGUACUGAAUUUGAUGCCAAAACAAUCUUUGAUGCCAUCAAGGAUCAAGGAGUGACUUCUUUCAUCACUGUCCCUACGAUCAUGGCUGGCCUACUGUCCUGUGAUAGGAUUGGAGUGUGUUGUGUUUGAAUAACCUGAUGUGAUCGGUGAUCCAUGUUAGAGUUCCGGGCUUCAGGCAAAGACAAAUUGCACAAGGUUAACUAAGGUAAUGGCUCUUUGACAUUUUUCCACUAGGGUGCAUGCAGUUGCAGGACCUCUGAAUGUGAGUCUUCUUAUUGCGGUGGUUCCUUAAACUCCACUUGCAUUACCUCUCCAUCUUUAGACAAAUUACUCUAUUUUAGCAGGAGUACAGAACAUGGGCGAAGCAUGCAGAUUAAAGAAAAAUAGAUGUCCAGACUAUUCACAAUGAUGUUGCAGAUUAAUACAUGUUGGCUGAUAAUGAUGGUUCUGUACUAAACAGCUAGAACCUAUAUUUUUGUUCUUACAGUAAUGGUGAGCCUUCCAAACUCUAGAACCGAGAAACUGGGCACCAAAUGUGGACCUCAAGUUAGUUGCCAAUAAGACCGAGAUUCAGGUAGUAAGAAGGAACUGACAACUUACCCCCUUGCCAUGUCUCUAUGUAACAGCAGCUGACAAAUGCUAUGGUUGAGCCAUAAGAGGCAUGUCUCCCUCUUCACUUAGAUCUUUUUAAUGUUUAGAAGAUAUACAGAAGUUGUGAUAUUUUUUGCCUAUGCUUAUGUAAUUAACAAAACAACUACAAUUUAUUACUCUUUAUGAUUAAUUUUAAAUGUAUGUAAUUCUCUGCUUGAUUACCAAUGCUGCAAUGGACAUAAUCACCAUUUCCAUUUGAUUUGCAUUGCUUAAUUCUAUGUUUGAGCGUAUCAGCUGAGCGCGAGCUUAGCAUUGCUUCACUUAUCGUGAUAAUAUUUCUUCUCUUGCAAUGAACAACUAUGAUCAUAGCCAGAUGCUUUUCCUUAUGUCUAUCAGAGCAAGCACAUUAUUUAGCCAGGAGAAUUGAUGGACCUUUAUAAACUUUUUUUUGUCAUUCUAUUAUGAAUGUUUGAAAAUAUGAACGACUAUUGAAUUAAAAUUUAUCAUUGAGUACAAAAGAGGACGGAAAUGUAGUAUAUAUAAAAACUAGGCCAUGAAAAUCCAAAACACGUUUAAAUUUAAAAUUAUUGUUAUAUCAUUAUGUGAGCAUGCAAUGUCGCGCUCUAUGUGACUAAGUUAGUUUUAUAAACUUUAUUUUUUGAAUUAAAUGUUAUUUUAAUGUUGGUAUUUAAUUUUAGAGUAUUAUUAUUUUUUCAUGUGAUCUGUAUGUUUUUAGUACAAAAUGUUAGCUAUCUCGUAGCAACGCACGGGCACGCUUCCUAGUCACGAACUAAAUAAGGUGGAGAACUUAAAGAAAGUAGACAACUAUAAAAAUAUUGUAAAUCUUUUGUGUAUUUGAGAAAAAGCAAAGGCAAAAUCAUUGUCGCUAUUAACAGGCACCUCAAUCAUCAUAAUCUUCGAUAGCAAGUUUUAGCUAGUUUUCUGCCAUCCAAAAACCACAAGUCUUCUUUCUUUGAGAUGAGAUAAUGCGCUAAUAACGUAUGGCUAGUUUUCGGACAACUGGAUGUGCGUGUGGCUGCAGUGUGGGACCGAGUAAAUCCCAAUCUCUUGCGCUCGCACACAACGGCUUCCCGCCGCCGGAUCAAUCAGAUGCAGAUGCUAAAGCUAAUGCUACUCUCCCCCCGGCCCCCACCCGCCGCCGCCCACCUCCGCGCAGCUGCGCCCACCAGGACGCCACUGCUCCUCACGCGCAGGCCGGCCGGUCCUCCUCCAGCUUCCGCCUCCGCCUCAGCUGAGUUCCCGGGAUCCGUUCCAGACAGCGCUCAGAUGCCGCCCCGACGGCGGCGGCGCCGGAGCGUGGCCGGCAUCGACCAGGACGAGCUCCUCGACCCCGACGCGCUUGCCGACCCCGACAGCAGCUUCUACGAGAUCAACGGCGUGAGGCUGCACCACAAGGUUUGCAGCCACGAGGAUGAGGAUGAGGUUGAGGACUCGUCCAGCGACCAACCCUCGAGUAGCACCACUGCCUCAGACGCUGUCCGGAACAGCCAGAUUGGCCUGCCCAUACUGCUGCUGCACGGCUUCGGCGCGUCAGUCUUCUCCUGGAGCCGUGUGAUGCGGCCUCUCGCCCGCAUUGUCCGUGCCAAGGUUCUGGCGUUCGACCGGCCGGCGUUUGGACUGACAUCCCGGGCCAGCUGGUCUGCUGAUGACACCAAGCCUCUCAACCCGUACUCCAUGGCGUUCUCGGUCAUGGCUACGUUGGCGUUCAUCGACUACCUUGGCGCUGAGAAGGCCAUACUUGUUGGGCACUCAGCUGGCUGCCUUGUAGCAGUGGAUGCGUACUUUGACGCACCGGAACGGGUGGCUGCUCUUGUGUUAGUUGCACCGGCUAUAUUUGCACCCAGGAAGGUGGUGAAAGAGGACCAGUCAGGGGAACAAGGAGGGCAGCAAACACAGAACGUUCCCAAUGAUGAAAAUUCGCCUCCAAAUUUGUUUGCUAGGAUUUGGGGACGAUUUCUUCAGCUAUGGAAGCACAUUGCAGGGCUUGUUUUCAAGAUGAUCACAGCAAUACAAGAUGUGGUUCGGUCUUUCUGUCUUAAAGGUCUCGUCGCUUUUCUUCGGUCAUCAUUGGGUGCAGCACUGGUAAGGUGGGUGAUGGAUAAAUUUGGUGUAUUGGGUGUCCGGAACGCAUGGUAUGACCCAAGCAAAGUAACUGAUCAUGUCAUACAAGGUUACACAAAGCCUCUAAAAUCCAAGGGUUGGGAGACAGCUCUUCUGGAGCACACCAUAUCCAUGAUCAUAGAUUCUGCAUCUGCAUCAAGAGCACCAGUUUCAAAGAGGCUUUCUGAGAUCUCAUGCCCAGUGCUAGUGGUGACAGGUGACACUGACCGCAUCGUUCCUGCUUGGAAUGCUGAGCGUGUAGCACGCGCUAUACCUGGAGCAACGUUUGAGGUGAUCAAGAGUUGCGGUCACUUGCCCCAGGAGGAAAGACCUGAGGAAUUCCUCUCUGUCGUUGAAAAAUUUCUACGGACAAUGUUUGCAAAUCCAAAUGAACAAGUAUUUCAAGCAGCUGUAUGACGAGUUUUGUAUGAUAUCUACAUGCAAACACGGAGUCACAGACUGGAGAUAAGAAGAAAAAUUGUAGUAACACAAGAGAACAGUUAUAGAUUGGCAGCUCUUAAUUGUGGACAAUUUAGGGUUCUAAUUGGAACUCUAUUGCAUUGUUCAUUUGUAGAUGACAUUUGAUAGAACUGGUACCAUAUAGAGAAUAACUGAACUGUAUCAACCUCCCUUCAAUCAUUCUUGUGAAUGUAGUUGGAAAUGUACAUUAUAUCUCUCUUGAUUAAGCGAUUUUAUUGGUUUGUUCCUCUACUA
Messenger RNA from Sorghum bicolor (sorghum), 4238 nucleotides. Its product is annotated as 2-hydroxy-6-oxononadienedioate/2-hydroxy-6-oxononatrienedioate hydrolase. The record is from RefSeq and is a predicted model, not a curated record. The coding region runs from base 2514 to 3941 and encodes 475 amino acids. The transcript has 10 exons. Gene Ontology annotation, cellular component: chloroplast envelope. Lineage: Eukaryota; Viridiplantae; Streptophyta; Magnoliopsida; Poales; Poaceae. Gene Ontology annotation, molecular function: catalytic activity.